Daphnia pulex (common water flea) is the source of this 1918-nucleotide messenger RNA. RefSeq names its product venom allergen 3 homolog. Lineage: Eukaryota; Metazoa; Arthropoda; Branchiopoda; Diplostraca; Daphniidae. The coding region runs from base 707 to 1675 and encodes 322 amino acids. Gene Ontology annotation, cellular component: extracellular region. The transcript is spliced from 10 exons. The record is from RefSeq and is a predicted model, not a curated record.
AAUAUUAACAUUGGCGCGUCUUCCGCCGACACCCUUAAUAGCACUUCUAAUUGGAAUUCGGCAGUAACCGCUUGGUACAGUGAAGUUAAAGACAUUGACGCAACUUAUGCCGCGAGCUUUCCUGCAAGCCCAGCACACCAAAAGUUAUUGAACACUACACACAAGUAGUAUGGGCGGACACUUAUCUUGUGGGUUGUGAAGUGGCUUACUUCCAAUCUACGGCCGCCUUUGGACCAGAAUUUCCCUAUAAUAAGUUUUACGUUUGCAACUAUGGACAUACUGGCAAUUGGCUCGGUUCUCCUGUUUAUUCUCAAGGGACAGCUUUCCUUCAGUUUCUGUCUUUGUUAUACGCCGUGACUAAGACCAUGUGGCAAGCACAAGUGCAGGAUUUUCCUGCUUAUUUUCAAAACAUAUUUUCAGACUAAAUCCUUCAGAAUACCGACACGUAUGUGUGUGCCAACUACAACAUGUGGCAUCUAGAACUAUCCGUUGAAUACGAAAAGGUUGCAUGUCGAAACUAGAUAUCUGAACCCCUUUCUCGUGGAUCCAUAUGCUUUCAAAUGACACCGCCUUAAUUCGUAUAGCCAACGUGAACGUUCUUUGGAAACGCUAGUGCAAUCUAAUGCGAGGGUGAUGUGUAUAAAUAACGACACAUUCGGAGUUGAUUUUCCACUUUGGGCAUCCGCCAUUCCAGCGACGCUUCAAAAUGAGAACCUUUACCGCUACAGUCCUGGUUGCAGCCGCUUGCUUCUUGGUUUUUUCAGCAACUACAGUGAAAGCAGGUUGUGCUGGGAAGCCGAAUAUUAAUCCGACUACUGUGAAGCCGACUACUAUGAAGCCAACUGAUGCAACUACCUUGAAUCCAUCAACUGUAACAACGCGUAAUCCGGAGACGACAACUUUUAAACCCGCUAGCGUGUCUACACUGAUGCCAACUAGCACGACAACUCUUGCUCCUACUCCUGGUACCAAUUACUGCAACAUUAAUACAUGCUCCGUGCCGACUGAUAACACGCUCUGCAAGUAUACGAAUACCACUUGGGGAUCGGCUUGCCAACCGGCCUAUCCAGCAAAAUCGAACAUCAGCGCUGCAGAUAUCGUCACCAUUUUGAGUGUGCACAACGACUACCGACGUAAAGUUGCGCAGGGACUUGAGACCCAAGGAAGUCCAGGUCCUCAACCCCCUGCGUCCAACAUGAGAGAGUUGAAAUGGGAUCAGGAACUUGCUGUCAUGGCUGCAGCCCACGCCCAACAGUGUGUGUUCCAACACGACAGUUGCAGAAACGUUCCUCGUUUUCAAGUGGGUCAGAAUAUUUACAUUAGCUCGUCUUCCGACAACAACCUUGGCACUUCAGACUGGAAUGCAGCAGUAACCGAGUGGUACAAUGAAGUUAAAGACAUGAACACCACUUAUGCCGCGAGCUUUCCUCGAAGCCCACCCAACGUUAUUGGACACUACACGCAAGUAGUAUGGGCUGACACUUAUCUUGUGGGUUGUGCAGUUGCAUACUACCAAUCUACGGCCGAGUUUGGACCAGAUUUUUCCUAUAACAGGUUCUACGUUUGCAACUAUGGACCAACUGGCAAUUGGCUCGGCUCUGCUGUUUAUAAGCAAGGGACGGCCGGUUCCGCCUGCCCCACAGGAACCGCAAACAACGAUGGCUUGUGUGCUUGAGAAAGUGAUAUUCCCCAAGCGCUUUAUCAAUGGACCAUUUUCCACCUUUAUACUAUCAUUUUUUUUCAACUUCAAUUGAUGCACAAUUCAAGCAAAACAUUUGUUCGCUAGUUUUCGAUGAACUGUAUGCCUAAUAUGUAGCUAUUUGAAAACUUUGCUGAACUUAGCUUUUGAAGUUUUUUAAUAUUAUUAUUAACCAGCAUAUAAAAUCUGGGACCUACUAAUACAUCUAAUCAGCAAGCA